Amoebophrya sp. A25 is the source of this 356-nucleotide messenger RNA. The record is from the annotation of a GenBank genome assembly. NCBI's taxonomy places the organism in Eukaryota, Dinophyceae, Syndiniales, Amoebophryaceae.
AUCAGUACUGGAAGACCUAUACAAAGUACUUCAAUUUCGAAGAUUUACUCGCCACGCGACCUGCCGAGGAAAGCCCGUUUUCGAGAUACUCCUUAUUUGUUACCUUUUGCACUGUCAACGAUCGAAGAUGCCAUGGAGGCAGCACAGUCUCCGACUAAGGCGCAGCAAGUCUACGAUGCCAUCAUAUCUGGAGGACUUUACUGGCUACAGAUUCCAACUAAAACCCUGAUUCUCUGGGCAGUGCAUCUUCAUCAAUCGCAAAAAAGAUCGAGACUCCAACGGCAGCGUCAGCACUCCAACUCGUCGUCAUCAAGCUCUUUGCUUGACGACCUCUUGUCUCCUACCCUGUGUGCUAU